Messenger RNA from Betta splendens (Siamese fighting fish), 7083 nucleotides. RefSeq names its product protein TANC1-like. The record is from RefSeq and is a predicted model, not a curated record. NCBI's taxonomy places the organism in Eukaryota, Metazoa, Chordata, Actinopteri, Anabantiformes, Osphronemidae. The coding region runs from base 536 to 6253 and encodes 1905 amino acids. The transcript is spliced from 28 exons. Gene Ontology annotation, molecular function: protein binding.
AUCCUGGACAUAAUUAUUUAUUUUUUUCAUUUGCUGGUGUCCACAAAAACACGCAAAAUUAAAUUGUGGUCCAUUUGAUUUAAUCGUUUUGGUGUUUUCCAGAUAUUGCAUUAAUGAUAUAAACAGCCCGAGUGUUUUUUGUCUUUAAUUUGUGUGGUGUUUCUGGUUAUUUAUUGUUCUGUCGUUUUUUUGUUUUGUUUUUUAUCAUCAGAUAUGUUGCAUUAUUUGAUCUUAUACUGUAUAUCGGCACCCGCUGGACAAUUGCAUAUAAUCUUUAUAUUUUAAAUUGGUUGAAUUAAAUAAGGAAUAAUAGGUAGAAAUAAUAUACACUGCCCAGCAAAACAAGGUUAAACAAAGUCCAGAUUUAGCAGCUACAUUAAAUUUUGCGUGCGAAACGUAGAUACGCACGUGCACGAAGCGCGCGCCCUCCUCCUUUUCAUCACUCUCUUGAGUUGACUGAGACUAGCAGCAAUCAGUUUCCUCUGCAAAGGUAUGCAAGCACCACCGAAGGCUUAAAAACAGGGAAGCAACAGCUAUGUUCAGAUCGAUGUUCGGAAACAGAAGAGAGGGAGGAAGGCAUCGAGACAAGAAUCAGAGGCAUGAAGGUGGUGAGGAGUGUAUGCGUAGCACCUUGAAGAGGGAAGGCAGAGGAUGCACCAAGCACGUCCGGGGUGAUGACGGCAGCUACGCUAAAAGCCCGAUCAGACGGGUGAGGCUGACCAAGGGUGUGUCCAUUUCCUUGCCGUCCUCCCCUCUCCUCCCUCGCCAGCCCAACAUGGCUCCCUCCCACUCGUGCAUCAGGUUCCCAGGACGGGUGAAGAAGCAGGAGUAUGUGGAUGGCUCGUCCAGUGCAGGAGAACCUCUUGUCUUUGCCUCGUGUCGUGGCAAGACAGACCACAGAGACCUGCACGUGGAGCCUCAGCUGGGCUCCUCCCUUUCUACCCAGGAACUAAUGACCAGACUAUGCUUCUUACUGGGAGAAGCAACGCCUGACACUGUUAGCUCUCCUAUGGAGGACAGGAAGGAAAAGAAGUGUGACACCUCCGCCCAGGGGGGCAGUCCCAGUUCCACUCUGACCUGCAGCACCGCCUCCCCCUGCUCGGGGAGCCCUUCUUCAACCUUGAGCACCAAUGCUGGGAGUCAGCCUUUGGCUUUACCUUCACCCCACUGUGGCUCCAGCUCCAGUCCCACACUUCCCAGUCCUUCGCCAUGUCUUGCUCCUGGAUCCACCACUGGGAGCAGUCCUGGGCCUCCUUCUCAAAGCCCCACCUCCACCCUGGAGAGCAAAGACAGCGGGAUCAUAGCAACCAUCACCAGCUCCUCUGAGAAUGAGGAGCGCAGCACCUCCAGUGAGCUUCUGACUAAGGCUGAGGACUUGGGAGGCGGCGCUGGUGCAAUGGGCCACAACAUGGAGGCGCGCCAUCCCGGGCCAAGCAGGGACCACCUGAGUGCCCAGCCAGUGGAGGCCUUAAGAACUGACAUCACCGAGUCCAGAACUCCCCCAGCACCAAAAAGACCCCUCCCACAGCACCACAUACAUAGCACCAGCUCCCUUGUGAUGCCUCGUCCAAACUCUGUGGCAGCAACCAGCUCCACUCGUCUGGAGGAUCUGAGUUAUCUGGACAACCAAAGGGCUGCUGGACACAGGAGCUCUGUCCGCAAGCACAACACAGCUGGACGCACAAGUGAUGACUCCAAAGGGAGACUGGCGCCCUUCAAACAGGCCGACAUCAUGCUCAAACCCCUGCUGUUCGAGGUACCUGGCGUCACCGCAGAGGCGGCGUUCGUGGGCCGGGACUGGCUCUUCACGCGUCUGGAGGAGGUGCUGACCAAGGCGGGCAGCUGCGAGGGCCGCGGUGCCGUCGUCGUGGGUAACGCGGGGUCAGGCAAGACCGCCGUCAUCUGGCGGCUGGUGACGCUCAGCUGCCAUGGCACGCGCACGCCACAGGGAGGUCCCAGCAUCGCUCACAGUCCCGCCUCCUCCCCCAAAUGUGGGGAGAAGCAGGCGAAAGCGGCCUCCAAACAGCCAGCUGAGGCCCCGCCCACCCUUGGCGCCGCCGCCGGAGCAGGAGACAGCGCCACCGCGAGGAAGGAGGCCGCAAAAGGCGUAGCUGCCAAGGUGGUUGCCUACCACUUCUGUCAGGCUGACAACACCUACACCUGCCUGGUACCAGAGUUCGUGCACAGCGUCGCCGCCCUGCUGGCCAGAGCGCCUCAGCUCACUCCAUACCGAGAGCUGCUGGUGCAAGAGCCUCACCUGCAGAACACGCUGAGCCUGCGUUCCUGCGUUCAAGACCCCAUCACAGCCUUCAGGAAGGGGAUCCUAGAGCCCAUGGCAAGCCUGCGCAAGGAGAGGAAGCUACCGGAGGAAGACUACAUCAUACUGGUUGACAGCCUCAAUGAGGCAGAAUUCCACAAGCCUGACUAUGGGGACACCAUCGCCACCUUCAUCACCAAAAUAAUCUCCAAAUUUCCUCUCUGGCUGAAGUUGGUGGUCACAGUCAGGACAGGCCUGGUGGAAAUCACCACCCUCCUCCCCUUUUUUGGCAUCUCUCUGGACAUCCUGCCAGACAGCAGUGAUCUGGGAGCUGACCUCAGUGACUACAUCCAUCACCGGGUCAGCAGCAGCACCCAGGUUGCUGCAAACGUCACCACGCCCACGGGCUCGGCCCCCGAUCCGCUGCUCCUCAGCAAAUUCAGCAGCCACCUGUCCACGCGGAGCCACGGCUCCAUCCUCUACCUUCAGCUGACUCUGGAUCUGUUUCACAAAGGCCAGCUGGCUCUGAAGGGAGGAAACUACCUGGUGGUGCCUGUGUCACUGUCAGAGGUCUACCUGCUCAUGUGUCGCGUGAGCUUCCCAGAUAAAGAGGUCUUUGAGCGGGUGCUUCCGGUGCUAAACGUGGCGCUGGCGUCUCUGCACCCGCUGACUGAUGAACAAAUGUUCAGGGCGCUGAAUGCAGGCAGCGUGAGGGGGGAGCUGGAGUGGAAGGACUUCCAGCAGAGACUAGACAGCCUGGCUGGAUUCAUGGUCCGACGCAGGGACGGUACGCGGAUGCUGCGGCACCCGUCCUUCAGAGAGUGGCUGGUGUGGAGGGCGGACGGAGAGAGCACGGACUUCCUGUGCGAUCCCAGGAGCGGCCACGCUCUGCUGGCGUUCAUGUUCUCCAGACAGGAGGCCAAGCUGAAUCGGCAGCAGACGAUGGAACUGGGACACCACAUCCUCAAGGCUCACAUAUUCAAGGGUUUGAGCAAGAAGACGGGUGUGUCCUCCAGCGUUUUACAGGCCAUGUGGGUGAACUGCAGCACGGACACUCUGUCCGCUGCGCUGGCCUCCCUGAGGAACCUCUACACGCCCAACAUCAAGGUGAGCCGCCUGCUGAUGAUGGGCGGCGCCAGCGUGACCUGGAGCACGGAGGUUCUGGGACACGCCCCCAUCCUGGCCGUCCACGCCCACUUGGGGCACGUGGAGAUGGUGGCCCUGCUCCUGGAGAUGGGCGCUCCGGUGGACGGCGGAGCCGACGGCGGCAUGGUGCCGCUGUGUCUGGCCGCCGCAGCGGGACACGCCGACAUUGUCAGCAUGCUCUGCAAGAAAGGAGCCAAGGUGGGCCGUACUGACAGAAGCGGCCAGUGUGCUCUGGUCCAUGCUGCGCUGAGGGGCCACCCAGAAAUCAUAAACAUCUUACUGGGCCAGGACUGGGGACCAGAGAUCCCAGCUGACCCACAGCAACACCACAGCAGUGACGCGGUCAUUGGGAAAACGCAGGCGGCACAGCAGGCGGUGACGGCGGCAGCCAGCGUGGGACACACACAGGUGGUGAAGAGCAUACUGGACUUGAAAGAUGAACAGCUGGCAGUGCAGAUGGAUGCUCACGACUCUCUCUGGGGAGAAACUGUGCUGAGCGCAGCAGCAGGGCGAGGGCGAAUGGAGACGUGUGCGCUGCUCCUGGAGCGGGGGGCGGGGCUGGAGCUCCCGAACCGCCGGGGGAUGGUCCCGCUGCUCAGCGCCGCCAAGCACGGACACACACAGGUGAGAGGGCCGUCCGAGGGCUCGGGCCCUGCCUCUGGCACGUCAUUGGGCACAGGUCUGUCCCCUCCCCAGGUCGCAGAGCUGCUGCUGAAGCACGGCGCGGACAUCGACGCCGGCGACAAGCUGUGUCGCACCGCGCUGACGCUGGCGGCCGCCGAGGGCCACGCCAGCACGGCCGAGCUACUGCUGUCUAAAGGAGCCUCUCCGUCCUCCACCGACCAGGAGGGGCUGACUGCUCUCAGCUGGGCCUGUCUGAAGGGCCAGAAAGGCGCCGUGCAGCUGCUGGUGGAGGCGGGCGCAGACCUGAACCACCCAGACAACCAGGGAAGGACUCCUCUUGAUCUAGCUGCUCUGAACGGGGACGCAGACACGGUGCACUGCCUGAUGGAGCACGGAGCGGUGCUGGAGCGAGCUGACGCCACCAGCACCAGAGGGUCCGAGCGGGCAUCGGGCUGCCAGAACCCAGCCCUGGUGGCGUCGGUGCUCAAGAAAGGAGGCAAGACGGGCUACAAAACGGCUCCGCACGAUCGAUCAGGUCAUGCUACGUGGGCUAUGGCGUCUUCUAAGCCAGACAUUCUCCUCAUCCUGCUGCAGAAGCUAAUGGAGGAAGGGAACAUGCUUUACAAGAAGGGACGUAUGAAGGAGGCGGGCCAGCGCUACCAGUACGCGCUGAGGAAGCUGCCUCGCGAGGGGCAGGGAGAGGAGCUGAAAGGGCUCAAGGACCUGCGCGUCUCCCUCUACCUGAACCUCUCGCGCUGCCGCAGGAAAACCAACGAUUUUGGCAUUGCUGAAGAGUUUGCGACAAAAGCCCUCGAACUCAAACCCAGGUCCUACGAAGCGUAUUAUGCGAGAGCACGAGCCAAGAGGAGCAGCAGGCAGUUUGCUGCAGCGCUGGCAGACCUCCACGAGGCCGCGCGCCUCUGUCCGUCCAACCGGGAGAUCCGCCGCCUGCUGACCCGCGUGGAGGAGGAAUGCAAGCAUCAUCAGAAGGCGGCCAGCAACGCGCCACUGGGCCACGCCAGGGACCCGCACGCCCACCACCAGCAGGGCACUGAGGAGGAGGCCGACGCCUACUCGCAGGGAAGCCUGGAGAGGCAGAUCCAGGGAGAGCGCAGCGACGGCGAGAAGGAGGAGGAGGAGGGGGAGGGGGAGGUGAGCCUGCACUGUGGGAAAAGCCCCACCUUUUGGCCCCUCAAUCCAUAUGCGCCCAACAGGACUCUCCCUGGAGGCGUGGCCUUCGCUUUGACGGACCAGGCGCCGGGUGUUCCUCAAGAGGACUUUGUGCAGAACCAACUGUUCAUGGACGUGCCUGAGCCUGUUCCCGCUCUGAGCAGACAGAACCAGAACCAGGGCAGCAGGACUCAUCACCACUGCCACUCCCUCCAGGCGGGGGGCAGGGUCGGGGGCAGGCCGUUGUCCCUGUGUGGUCCCUCUAGCCCCCUGCCGGGCAGGCACAUCUCCACCUCUCUGAGGCCUACGCCCGUCCUGGGUAUCGACAUCGGCCCUGGAUCAAUCAGUGAACACUCUGGACACAGCCCCACUGAGCACUACCACCCCAUGUCCCCCAGCAGCUCCUCCCCCCCUGGACCUCUCCAAAUGUACCAGCCCCGCUCCUCUAGUUUCUCCAGAGGCUCCGACAGGUUCUCCACCACUUCUGUGGCUUUGGACGGCCUGGCUCUAGCUCUUGGGUCCGGCAUGGAGGUCCGGAGGGACGGCGGAGGAGGCGGCACGGCGGGUUCGAGGGGCUCAAGCUCCAGUCAGGCCUCCAGUGGGAACCUGUCCGACGGUGGCAGGCAGCAGGUGCUGGACACGCCGUGCCCCAUCAAGAGCAGCGGUAGCUUCAAGUCCAAACCCGAGCUGAAGCCCCGGCCGUUCAUGGGGGUAAUGGACAAAGCGGUGCGAGUGCAGGGCCAGCAGACCUCCGGUCUGGGUCGGCAGGCGGGGGGGGUGGAGAUUUUCAAUAUGUCCGUCAUGGAGUUCCAAGGGCUGAACAAUGAAUUCAAGCGUGCCUCCUUCCAGGAGCAGCUCCCUGGAGGUCAGGCCAACAGCCAGCAGGCCCGUGAGUUUGGGGAACGGCUCCACCAGCGAGAGGCCAGAGGCACCUCCUCCUCCCAGCUCCGCUUCCCAGAGGGGAAGCACAGGCAGGCGAGCCUCACUAGAGACAACCCAGCGCUGCACAUGGCUCCCAUCAAACCCAAACGCUCCUUUAUAGAGUCCAACGUCUGAAUGGGCUCAGUGAGAGCACAGAUACAGGCACAGUUACAACAACCGUUGUCCCACAUAAGGUAGCAGGGAGCCCAUUCCGGGAACAGACCCCUUCCCUGAGCCUGUUUUUGUAGAGUUAUGCUGCUGCACUGCAUUUACAAUCUAGAACCAGUCUUUAACUCAGGCUACUAUGCUUUUGCUUACAUGUCUACAGCUACACUAGUGUAUUCAAGAAAACCAGACAUACCUUAAGUAGGGAUUUGAAAAAAAAUAGCUAGUAUACAGUCUCAACUUUUAAUUUAAUGUCUCCAAUACAGGAAUCAGAGAACGCUUUGUGCACGAAUAUACAAAACCUCAUGCUGUUAGUUGAAGGAUAUGAUCAUUUCUAUUGUCAAGUGUCUUUUAAAAAAACAUUUAUAUUUGUACGGUGUACACUGUAUUUGCAGAUUAUAUAUAUAUUUCCCUCUAAGUGGUUCCCUGUCGGCAUCACAAGCUUCUGAAGAGAUGACUUUGUGGACUUAAAUUCUUUCUCUCGGUACGUUUGAUAACAGAGGUACUGUACACAACAUUGUUGGAAAGGCCUCGUCAUAAUCUUAUAUUGAAUCGACUGCUUUAAUAUUCACACUAUAUGUUAUUUAUUUUUGCAUAGCAGAGAGCAUAUUCAUACUGUAUGAAGGGGUUAUCAGUUGAUUUUACACAGAGAGCAUUUACACAAUCACAGAUAAAGACCUUAGGAGACUUACAUUGCUGUAUGUCCAUAGUUGUUAUAUAACCUUUUGAGUCCUACUUUGGAUUACAGAAUGUUACCACAUUAUUAUUGUGGUAUAAUAAAAUAUUAAUGGAUGACUGUA